Melitaea cinxia (Glanville fritillary) is the source of this 2795-nucleotide messenger RNA. RefSeq lists its product as uncharacterized. Gene Ontology annotation, cellular component: nucleus. Gene Ontology annotation, molecular function: DNA binding; nucleosome binding. NCBI's taxonomy places the organism in Eukaryota, Metazoa, Arthropoda, Insecta, Lepidoptera, Nymphalidae. The transcript is spliced from 9 exons. Bases 177 to 2717 code for a protein of 846 amino acids. The record is from RefSeq and is a predicted model, not a curated record.
AUUGUAGACAGACAUUUUAAAAGUUGGUAUAAUCAAGAUCAAGCUUCUUCAACCCAUGAACCCAGCCUACUUGGAAUUGAACUUUACAAAUAUGAAAUGGGACUUGAUAUACUUUCUGUGCAAUAUCGAUAAUAUAUGAAGUUUUUUAAUGAAAUUUUUAUAAACUUCUAAUCGAAAUGGUUAUUCAAAAGAAUAGUAAUAAUAUAGAUGCUAACAAAAACAUAGCAGUAAUUGAUAAUAAUACUGCAAGUACAUGGAAUUUUCAAGCGCCUGCUAAAAUAAUUAAUAUCCGUACAAGUACAACAACAAAUAUGCAAGCGAAACAACCCAUUACUCGUCAAAUAGCAAUCAGUACGUUGGCGGCUAUGCAUAGAAGGUUUAGCUUACCAGGCCCUGUGCAGCCACAUUCAAGGCCAAUUGCAGAAUUUCGCGCCAGUGCCAAUAAAUCUCUAGAUAUGUUGAGACAGACCAUUCAAUCUGCAGUGACUCGUGAAAUUGAUCAAGUUAUUAAGAAAUAUUUAGAAAAAUUCUUUGUCCCUGCUGUGAACAACAUUCGAUUGAACUUAGGCGAUGAAUCCGUGAGCGAAGAUCAGGUUCGAGCAGUUUGUCGAGCCAUGUUGGAUGCUACUAGACUUUUAUAUUCGACACCGUCUCGUACAACACAGCCAGGUUCUGAAGCAAGUGAAGAUAGCAACACUGAUAAUAAACUGACAAAGCAAACGCUUCAGAGUUCAAUGCAAACUAAGAGGAAGGAAACUGAAAUUGAUAUAGAUUUCAUAAGAGCUAAGAAAAUUAAACAAGAGGAGCCAUCAGAUGGUUGUUCAUCACCAGUACCAUUACCAGCCAUUCGAGAUCCAGAAAAGUGGAACCCCGCGAGACUUACACAAGAUACACUAUUCAUAAUGGGAUCUCAUGCUCAUAAAGUAUUGGGUCUUGGCAAUUCUCGAGGCCGUUUAUAUACAAGACAUGCAGGUCUGUUAAGAUACCCAGCUGAUAGUGCAGACAAAGAGUGGAUUGCCAGUCACAACUUGGUUAAUGCUGUUGGGGGUAAAACUUAUAUUAUGGUAUUAGAAGAUAUUGAAGAACUUGCUACAAGUGAUACAUACAAACAUAGCUCAUUGCCUUUACUGGGUGAAUUGACUGGAUUUAAAGUACCACCGUUUAUGUUGCGUAAAAUAAAAGCUUACGUUUUAAGAAGAUCUCUUAGCGGUGAUCUUAAUGCAGAUAGCCCUCAACCAUCCACAAGCGUCGCUCAAGAAGACAAAUUCAAAAUUGAAGAUAUAAAAUUAGAAGCACAUGAUGAUUUCGACUCAGCAAAUUUUAAUGCAAGUCAGUAUAUGACAAAUUCCGAUAAUUCUAGAGCAUUUGCAGAGGUACCAAUGAUGAAGGAGGACACUGAUUUCGCUGAUAUCAAAGUAGAAGACAUAGACGACAUAAAAGUUGACGCCAUAAAAAUGGAAGUUUUGGAUGAAAUAAAAGUUGAUGGGAUAAAAGUUGAAGAUUUAGAAGCGAAUGGAAUUAAAUUCGAGAAUAUUGAUGAUAUUAAUGUUGAUGCUAAUAAUGUCGAAGAUAUUAAAUUAGAAAGUGACGAUGCUUUCGAUCUUUGCAAGCAAGCUGAUGAUGAACAGAGCAAUUUAGUUGAUGGUCUCAUAGAAGCUGAUAUAGAAUUUUUGAGUCGCAAUUUGGGUAACAUUGAAAGUGAUGCCGAUGCAAGAAAAACUAUUGAAAAAUUAACUGGAGCUUACCCUGAUACUAUUACAUUAGUUGGAGAUGAAUUUGAUUUAGGAACGACUCUUAAUACACACAAUUUUUCAGGCAGUCAAGGUACUAAGUGUAUAACGGUGGCCUCAACAACCAGUGGAAUGGUGCAUAGUGUACCAGUGGCACAUAUAGCUCCACCACGUAUUACUGGCAGUACCGUCCAUUAUUACACCAGUAGUGGUGUUCAACCAAGCGGACAAAGAACUAUACACCAUUUGCCACAAGCGACUGUGACUAUACAGAGUAUCCCUGGAUCUAAUUCACAAUUGAUACGGGGAAUACCUAUAAACGCGAAAUCUGGUACAAUAAGCACAGUCAUGUCUCAAGGUACGGGCAGCACGAUUAUCGGCUUUGGCACACGAACAUCAAAUGCAACCAUUAUAGGAACACCUCAGUAUGUGAAUGUUUCAUCUAAAUCUUUUCCAACUGGGAACAUUUUACACAACGCCAUUGUUUCGAAGAACAUCGUCAAUCGCAACUUGGGUGCCAGUUCCCCUGCAAUGUCAUUCAACGUGACAACAGUAAGACCUACACACACAACUCAAAAAAGCACGAUUACAGACUUCGAUAAUAUUUCCACCACAAAAGAUAUGAUCGAUAACGCUUGUAACUCGUCUGUUAUGUUGAAAAAAGUUUUAACCUUGGGCAGUGCAGCUUCAAAGUCCUUUAUGAUGCAUAAUACACAAAAGGUACUUUCAACUGGCUUUGCUAAUGGUGUGAGUGCGCCGCCAAACGUCACUAUUGUUAGUUCAGGUACAAGUGGGGGUAUACCAUCAAUGAUGAAUAACUCUAAUUUACCCAGUGGGUCAAAUAUUGGAAUACCGACUUCUGGCAAUUUAAGUGCGACACACGCUACACUAUCUGCCUUACUAGCUUCUAAUGCAGAAAAUGCGAAAGGUAAUAACUUUUAUAAGAAAAAUGAACCGACUUCCUCGAUCAAGCACAUUAAUGAUUAAUUAAAAUUUCACUAACUUCAUUCUGUGGUUUAAUCUGUAAUUCUGUAAUUUUUUUGAAAACGUUUUAUAGAUUAAACU